AUGAGGCGAUGAGAUGAUCGACGAGACGCUUCUCAAUCUCACGGCGUCGCCGUCAUCCCAGCCGGCGACGCUGUUGUCGGCGGUGGCGCGCGGCACCCAUCUCGUAGAUCAAUUUCCAGCACACGCCGAGAUUUUCAGCGAUAUUGAGCGGCCAUUGGUUCAGACCGUAAUCCUCGCCUCCGUCCUUCUGGUGCUCAUUCUCUCCUGCUUCAUCGGCAAUCUUUUUGUAAUAUUGGCAAUUAUUAUGGAGAGGGAUUUGAGGGGACGGCCACAAUAUUAUCUGAUAUUUUCGCUAGCCGUCGCUGACUUGUUGGUCGGAAUGAUAGUAACACCCCUCGGAGCAUGGUUCACCGUAACCGGAACCUGGAACCUCGGCGUCGUGGUCUGUGACUUCUGGAUUUCAGUUGACGUGCUCGUCUGCACUGCCUCAAUUCUCCAUUUGGUGGCAAUUGCUCUGGAUCGAUAUUGGUCAAUUACAGACAUUUGUUAUGUGCAGAAUAGGACCCCGAAGCGAAUAACGUUGAUGUUAGCUGUGAUUUGGUUCACCUCAUUGCUCAUUUCACUGGCUCCAUUUGCUGGGUGGAAGGAUGAGGGGUUUAGUGACAGAGUCCUGAAGUCACACGUAUGCCUAAUAAGUCAACAAAUCAGCUAUCAGGUUUUCUCCACAGCGACUGCCUUCUACAUCCCACUAAUUGCAAUAAUUUGCGUGUACUGGAAGAUCAUGAGAGCCGCCAAAAAACGGUUUAAGCGAGAACGCGACCGACGUACCGUAAUCCGACCGCCGCCCGACGCCAUCGACGAGAAGAAGGCGAUGAUGCCGAAAAAAUCGAAAAAGUGUCCGUUACCGCCGGCUGUAGUUAUUUCCGAUAUUCAGGCUAAUGGCGGAACUGGUGGGAAAACGAAUAGUAUCAAGAACCCUCCACGCCACAAUGAAUCAAGCUCAUCAGCUUCCGAAGAAGAACGAACAAUGACACAGACCAAUCAUGCGCCUGGUGACGUCACGACUCAGGAAACAAAAAUCGAUGAGGAAAAUGGGCGGAGCAAGCCGGGAAUUGUAAAGAGGAGGCGGCGAACGAAAGAGUCGAAUGAGAUGAAAAGAGAGCGGAAAGCGUGGAGAACGCUAGCAAUUAUUACAGGUACAUUCGUUGCGUGUUGGACCCCAUUUUUCCUGGUCUCUAUAUACCGCCCAAUUUGCGGAUGUCAAAUUUCUCCGGUGCUGGAGCAAGUUACACUGUGGCUGGGUUACCUAAACUCGGCCCUAAAUCCGAUAAUUUAUACGGUAUUUUCACAAGAUUUUCGCGCCGCAUUCAAACGAAUCAUCAAACGGAUGUGCCUUAUUCACGAUUAUUGAUUUUUUCUCAAUCCCAUAAAAUUUCGAUUUUUCGAAGAAAAACAAAUCGAUAAUCAACACACCUGUAUUGUCUCCCUUAUCAUUCCACAUUUGUCCCAUACGGGUUUUGUACAACACACAUUUUCUCCCAUCCUGGUGGCUCUUGUUUCAAUAAAUUCGGUUCUGUA
This is a messenger RNA of Caenorhabditis elegans, 1518 nucleotides long. RefSeq names its product G-protein coupled receptors family 1 profile domain-containing protein (gene ser-4). The record is from RefSeq and is marked reviewed. NCBI's taxonomy places the organism in Eukaryota, Metazoa, Nematoda, Chromadorea, Rhabditida, Rhabditidae. Bases 14 to 1351 code for a protein of 445 amino acids. The transcript has 8 exons.